AUUUAAUUUUUAACAUUCCUUGCUUCUUGCUUACGUCAACAAGUUUGAAUCACAAUUACAGAAUUACUUCAAGGCGUCCCGUCGGUUUCCAAAACAAAUUCACAAGGGUCAAUAAAAUGGGAGCUGAUGACAAAUAUAGUGUACUGCUUCCGACUUACAAUGAAAAAGACAAUCUACCAAUUAUUGUCUGGCUCUUAGUCAAAGCCUUUACUGACAGUGGAUACGAUUUCGAAAUUAUUGUAAUUGAUGAUGGAAGUCCUGAUGGGACCCUAGAUGUAGCAAAGCAGCUUCAAACCAUUUAUGGAGAUAAAAAAAUUGUCUUGAGGCCAAGGGAGAAGAAACUUGGACUUGGCACUGCUUAUAUUCAUGGAAUUAAACAUGCUACUGGCAAUUAUGUUGUGAUCAUGGAUGCUGAUCUAUCUCACCACCCUAAAUUUAUUCACCAAUUUAUUGAAAAACAAAAAGAAAAGGACUAUGACUUGGUUUCUGGAACUCGUUACAGUGGAAAUGGUGGAGUUUAUGGAUGGGACCUGAAGAGGAAAGUGAUUAGCAGAGGUGCAAACUAUGUUACUCAAGUGCUGUUGAGACCUGGUGCUUCUGACCUCACUGGUAGCUUCCGCUUGUACAAGAAAAAAGUAUUAGAAAAACUGGUGCAAUCUUGUAAAUCAAAGGGGUAUGUUUUUCAAAUGGAAAUGGUUAUAAGGGCUAGACAAUUUGGAUUUACAAUUGGUGAAGUACCAAUUUCAUUUGUUGAUCGGGUUUACGGUGAAUCAAAAUUAGGUGGGAAUGAAAUUUACCAAUUUGCCAAAGGACUUUUGUAUUUGUUUGCCACUACUUAACAAAAUUCUUCAAACAAUAACUUAAAAUACACCUUCUAAAAAUUGUUA
Daphnia pulicaria is the source of this 887-nucleotide messenger RNA. It is a transcript of the gene Dpm1, whose product is annotated as dolichol-phosphate mannosyltransferase subunit 1-like. Gene Ontology annotation, biological process: protein O-linked glycosylation via mannose; GPI anchor biosynthetic process. Lineage: Eukaryota; Metazoa; Arthropoda; Branchiopoda; Diplostraca; Daphniidae. Gene Ontology annotation, cellular component: endoplasmic reticulum membrane. Bases 117 to 839 code for a protein of 240 amino acids. Gene Ontology annotation, molecular function: dolichyl-phosphate beta-D-mannosyltransferase activity. The transcript has 4 exons. The record is from RefSeq and is a predicted model, not a curated record.